Molecule: messenger RNA, 1875 nt
Organism: Heterostelium album PN500
Lineage: Eukaryota; Evosea; Eumycetozoa; Acytosteliales; Acytosteliaceae
Exons: 1
Coding region: 1-1875 (624 amino acids)
Molecular function (GO): FAD binding
Source: RefSeq, a predicted model, not a curated record
AUGACUAUUGUCAAAGAAAAAGAUGGGGAGUUGGAAUCGACUACUACAACAUCGGUGUUGAUUGUUGGUGGUGGAAUUGUUGGUCUUACAUCGGCACUACUAUUACAAAGACAAGGUAUCGAUUGUAUAUUGGUGGAGAAACAUCAAUCGACUAAUGUUCAUCCUCGUUCGCGUGGCUUCAAUGCGAGAACCAUGGAGAUUUGGCACGAGCUCGGUGUGGACAAGGAGAUUGCCGAGGCGGGCAGUGCAAUCGGUUUGUCGAAAGGAAUCUAUUCCGGUAGGACUCUGCUCGAGGUUAUGAGUUCUCAUACUCUAAAGCUAAGAUCUUUCGGUUUCGGACUGAUUCUCAUCGUGAUGUUCUUCCUACUCUUUAAACUACUGCCUGGAAUCUAUUUUUCACUGAUCAUGGGAGCGAUUGCUUUCUCACUGAUGAAACUGGUGCGUCAUGUUAUUCGAUAUUACAAACAAGGCAGUCCUUUCGGACUACAAAGAUGUACUCAAGAUUUGGCUGAACCAAUUCUACUUCAGCAUGCACUCACCAGAGCGAAACAAUCGGAUUCCUCAGAAUUGAAGAUUCAUUUCAAUACAGAGUGUGUGGAUUUCAUACAAGAUAGCAAUGGUGUAACUGCAACAUUGAAAUCAAGAGAUGUCAAUGGUAAAACGUUUGAGAUUAAAAGUAAAUACAUGUUGGCAUGCGAUGGUGCAAACAGUCCGACAAGAACUGCGUUGAAAAUCGAAAUGGAUGGAGUUGGUGUGUUGUCUCAGCAAUUGAAUAUCUUCUUUAGAUGUGAUCUCUCAAAGUUGGUGGUUGGCAGAGAAUUCAGUAUGGUGUUGGUGGAGAACGAGAAGGUCAGAGGUCUCUUCGCAUCGAUUAACAAUAGCGAUCUUUGGGUGCUUCACGUAGCGAUGGCCGAGGGUGAAACCAUUGCUGACUACCCACGUGAACGAUGUAUUCAGUGUAUCAAGUAUGCAAUUGGUGAUUUCGAUGUCACUGUUGCCAAAAAAUUCAAUCUAAACUUGGAUCAAAUUGAAUUGAAAGGAUCGCAACCAUGGUGGUCUAGAGUAAGAGUUGCAAAACAAUUGGUUGUCGAUCGUAUUAUACUAGUGGGUGACUCUGCCAAGAAUAUGCCGCCUUGGGGUGGCUUUGGUGCAAACUCUGGCAUUGCCGAGGCACAUAACUUGGCUUGGAAGUUGGCAGCCAUCUUACGAGGAGAAGCUGAACCAUCGUUGUUGGCAACAUAUCAAGAUGAGAGACACCCAAUUGCUGCCAAACUAGCAUCACUCGCCGGUAGUUUCAACGAUUCUCGUGGUUUGAUUCAGAAUGGUAUCACAACAGUGCCAACCAUGAUUCUCAAGGUAUUUCCAUAUCUCAUCCUUGGCUAUGGAUACCGCUCGAAAUCAUUCAACAAUCAACAGAAUGGAUUUGAUCAAGUCGAUGAACAAACUCGUGAUCUUGUUGGACGACCCGGUACAAGAGUUCCACAUAAACUCAUUAGAAAACUAUCGAAUCAAAACAAUGAAGAACAAGUGGAGAAUGAUGGCGAAGAACAAAGAGAGGAAACAAAGAUAAUCUCAACUUUGGAUCUAAUAGACUAUAGGAAAUCAUUGUUAAUUGUUGGAGGUGAGAGUAGAUGGCAAUUUGUGGCCGAUGAACUACUAAGAGAUCGAUCAUCCACUCCACUGAAAGUUGUUGUUGCACAAAAAGACUUUGACGAUUCCGGUAUCGAUUGGUCCAUCGACUUUGGUAUCACAACAAGUGGUAUGCUUCUAGUACGUCCAGAUGGAUUCGUUUCAUCUCGCUUCAAAGAUGAUUCAGAAGCAUCUAAAUUAAAUUUAAUUCAAUCUUUAAAUAUUAUUUACUGUAAAGAAAAUUAA